Molecule: messenger RNA, 1251 nt
Organism: Stylonychia lemnae
Lineage: Eukaryota; Ciliophora; Spirotrichea; Sporadotrichida; Oxytrichidae
Source: the annotation of a GenBank genome assembly
AUGAUGAUCAGCGAAAUAAAGCGAAUGACUGAUAAACUUUUUCAAGUUCUACCUUAGAACUUUGGGAUAAAGGGAAUUUAUAGAAACAAGGAUCUAAAAACAAUGAUACUUAAAUAGAAAAAUCAAAUAGAGGACUUCCUCUUUUUACUAAACCAGACUAAAAAGGCCAAAGAAGAAAUAAUGGAUAGGGUAAAGUUAGUGGAGGGCAUUGACAAUCUUAAACCUGAAAUCACCAAGAAAAUUUAAGAAUAGGCAAGCAUUUUAAAUACACAGCUCUUUAGUUAGCCAAUUGUUAAGGAAAUGAUACCUGUAGGUCCAGUUGCAGAUGAAAGCAUAGAAAGAAAAAGAAUAUCUAUCAUUGAACCUAUUCAACAGCAAUUUUGGAAUUUUGAAUACAAGCAAAAUAUUUUGGGAGAUGAUCCCAAAGUUACUCCUUCAUUCGUUAAUUACUCAAUAUUUCAUCCUUCAAUGACUCCACCUGAUGUUAUAAAAACUACUGAAUAUCAUGAGAUUAUCAGAAAAGACAAUUAAUAAAAUUACUUAAAAAGUUUACAAACCACUUUUAAUUUGGAGGAGCCAAUCAGCGCCUACAGAAUUCCAAAGUUUGACGAUAACUAUAUGAAAUAAGUCCAAAAUGAUAGAUCCCUUAUUAUAUUGGUGGGAGACACUGGAGUAGGAAAGACUCAUUUGCUCUCUAAAUACAUCAAAGGUUCCUUGCCCAAGAAUAAAUUCCCCACUAUUGGAGUAGAAUUCGCAACCAAACCAGUACCGUUGAAAACAGGAGGCACUGUCAAAGCAUAAAUAUGGGAUACAGCCGGUCAAGAACGUUUCAAAGCCAUAACCAGCGCGCAUUAUCGUAAGUCACUGGGAGCACUGAUUGUUUAUGAUAUCACGAAGGAGUAGUCAUUCUUGAGCGUCAAAAAGUGGAUGGAAGAAGUAAAGGAGCAUGCCGAGCCUGAUAUUGUGAUCAUGCUUGUUGGAAAUAAGCUAGACAUUUGUGAGAAGACCCCAAGUGAGAGAAAAGUCUCAAGUGAAAGAGCUGAUGAUUUCGCCAAAGAAAAUAAUAUUCAUUUCAGAGAAACCAGUGCCUACACUGAUCAUAAUGUGAGAGAUGUGUUUGAGGUGCUUGUGCAAGAAAUAUACAAUGUCAAAUCAAGAGAAGAUGUUGGCGCCAGGAAGAAUCAAGGAGGAAAGAGACUUGUGCAUUAAGAUCCUAGUUUAGAAGACAAAAAAUUAUGUGGAUGCAUGUGA